GCAAGACUAGUGGGCUUCACAUUGAAUAUAAAAAGCUGUAAACCACAGGAAAUGUUUUAAAUAAAUAUGAAUGCUUAAUGAGUACUCUUAUAUUUGCAAAAUAUCUAGCAAAAAUGAUGUUUGAUCCACCUGAUUUUCCAUAUAAAGAAUUAACAGAUACUUUAAGGGAUCACUACGGACCAGAUGACCUCUUAUUCACUAGUAACACGGUUGUUAACGAUACAAUUUCGAACGACAGUGAUCUUGUUGAAGUUACUGAAUCAUUUAUUUCUACAGUAGAAACUGAACUAUCAUUGAAUUCAAAUAUUUCUGGAAAUUACUUCAAUGUUGAGAAUGUUCCUAUUCUGGAUGUAGAACAGCCAACUAAUGGAUUAAACUCAGAGCUGUACGUAGUACAGCCAGAUAGUUUCUUCAAUUACGAACCAACUUUGCUGGACGAUAAUACAGUCAACCAAUUUUUACUGCCUAUACAAGUAUCUUCUGAGAAAAAAAAUAAGGAGCCAGAUGACACAGGGCCUAAUCUAUUAGCCUUGCACUCAUGCGUGAUAUGUAACGAGAUUUUCACAACGGAUGCGGAUCUGCUUGAUCACACAAUUUCUUUACAUUGCUCUGACAAAGAACAGGAACCAACAACUUUGUCGACCGCUGCAGUGGACGAUCCAGUUUUAGAAGAUAUAAGCAACGCCAGUGGUACUGACUUGGAGUGCGAAUGGCUUGUAUGCAGUGUAUGCGAAAGAGUGCUGUCAACCGCGUUGGAGACGGAACCACGAGAACUGCUAUGUUGCAUGGACCUGAACGGCAAGAGCAAUAUAAACGUGUGCAAAUUCAGCACAAUGUUCGUAUGCGAUUAUUGCAGUUACCUCUUCGCGAACGGAGAAGCAAUGGAUCGCCACCGUCUUAUAUGCUUGGGCCAGGAGAACUUUUAUACUGGGGAAAUGGAUAAAUCCUUAUCAGAACCGACUUCUGCAAUCAGCGAUGCUAAUGAAAAGCUGUACCCAAACCUGGAAGCAGCAAGUCCGCAGACAACGGUCAGAAAGCGGAGGCCUUACACGACUGGCAAUAGCAAUAAGAUGUGGAACUGCGGAUCUUGUAACCAAUUGUUUGCUACAGCUAGGGACCUAUACCGCCACAAGCGCGGGGAGGACCGGCCGGCCGGCACGCCUCUGACGGCCUUCGUCUGUGAGGACUGCGACAAGGUACUAGGCAGCAUGUGCGCUCUGCACACACAUAAGAAAAUGCACAAAGUUUCCAAACCUGGCUACCCGUGUCGGGUGUGCGGUCGUCGCUUCAACCAGUCCGGCCACUUGGCGAUACACAUGCGCAUGCACACCGGGGAACGCCCUUACCCCUGCGACCUUUGCUCCAAAGCCUUCAAAGUUAAGGUGGAGCGCGACGACCACCGGCGGACGCACACCGGCGAGCGCCCCUUCGCGUGCGCCGACUGCCCCAAGACGUUCACCGCCGCCGCACGCUUGCGUGAGCACGCGCGCAUCCACACCGACCAAAGGCCGUACAAGUGUGAUAUCUGCGGCGCCGCAUUCCGGAGGCCGUACGCGCGCACCGUGCACACCCUCAUACACACGGGCGAGAAGCCCCACGAGUGCGACGUGUGUGGAACUGCCUUUAGACGUUCAGGAGAUAUGUGGAAACACAAACGGACUCUUCACGGGAUCCAAGCUGUUAAUGGUGAUGCGAAUUAGAAGCAUGUGGAGGAGCUUCGGGCUGCAGGAUGUUACUAGUGACUAGACUGUCCGCCCCGGCUUCGCACCUAGUAUACCUAAGUACCUACCUAAUAUAAACUUUCCUCGUGGAAUAUUCUGAACGAUCAUGAAAGUACCGUAGUUUCAAAGUGAUGAGUGCACAGACAGAUAGACAAAAAGACAAUAUUCAAAAAAGUAGGUACCUACUGCUUUGGGCUUUAAAGCUUCCUUCGAUUAUUGUAAGGGUUUCAAUCGUCAAGUAACUUUUAUCUGAGGAAUAAAUUUGAGGUUUUGAAAUUUUUUCUAUAGGAAAUCUGUG
This is a messenger RNA of Maniola jurtina (meadow brown), 2019 nucleotides long. RefSeq names its product zinc finger protein 91-like. Gene Ontology annotation, biological process: regulation of transcription by RNA polymerase II. Lineage: Eukaryota; Metazoa; Arthropoda; Insecta; Lepidoptera; Nymphalidae. The coding region runs from base 78 to 1700 and encodes 540 amino acids. Gene Ontology annotation, molecular function: DNA-binding transcription factor activity; RNA polymerase II cis-regulatory region sequence-specific DNA binding. The transcript is spliced from 11 exons. The record is from RefSeq and is a predicted model, not a curated record.